Molecule: messenger RNA, 1155 nt
Organism: Carassius auratus (goldfish)
Lineage: Eukaryota; Metazoa; Chordata; Actinopteri; Cypriniformes; Cyprinidae
Product: abl interactor 2-like
Exons: 3
Coding region: 304-531 (75 amino acids)
Biological process (GO): plasma membrane tubulation; endocytosis; actin cortical patch localization
Cellular component (GO): actin cytoskeleton; actin cortical patch; medial cortex
Molecular function (GO): lipid binding; protein binding
Source: RefSeq, a predicted model, not a curated record
UUUGGUGAACGAUCGCUGUAAAUGAUGAAGUGUGUGAUUUCUAGUGUACAUGCAUUGGUGUUAGUUGUAUUAUUUGAUAAACCGUGUAGGCGUCCAUAUGUUUCAGACGGAAAAAAAUAAUAAUUGUUUGAUUGUCACAUUUUUGUUUGAUGUGGCUUGUUGAACGGAAAUCACCCACAUCUCCUUCAAACACAUUUGUGCAGUUGCACUUUGUCAGUUUUGUUAACUUUGUGUGUCGAUGCACAUUUAGACCUUGAGAUUCCAGCACCGCCACCACUAGACAGUUAUGACAACUUUGAAGAGAUGCCCCCUCUACCCCCUCCCAUUGAUUAUGACAUAACUGCACCAGCCGACUAUUUGGAUAAAGUGGUGGCACUGUAUAACUACGACACAGGCAAGCCGGGCGACCUGGUGUUUCAAGAGGGCGAUAUCAUCUACCUCACCAGCAGGAAUGAGGAUGGCUGGUGUGAGGGCUUUCUCAAUGGAGUUAAAGGAUUUUUUCCUGGCAACUAUGUGGAGUCCAGCGCUUAACAGAACGCAAGUGAAUGAAGUAUAGAGAUGGAAGGAACCUUUCAUUUCUAUUUCUAUAGUAAAACGGUGAAGUCCGCUGUAUAAAUGAAACUGCAGAAAUGUUUUUAUACUAUGUUGACCUUUUAAAACGUUUGAAAUGGAAUUAACAUGCUGGCUUAAACCAGCAGAGAUGAGUUUGUGUUUUUAAGUUGACUUUAGUCUUCAAUGAUGAUGAUGAUGAUGAUGAUCAUAAUUGAUCUCUCAGGACUUUUAAGUUACAUUUCAUAAUGUAAAACAUAUUAAGUAACAUUUUUGUACAUUUAGUUGUAUAUGAUAUGUUAAGCUCACAAAGUCGUGUUAAAUAGUGGAUGUUUAGUGGUUAAUUCUCUUAGCAUAUUUUCAAGGUUUAUUUGAAUAGGCAAUUGUGCAAAGUGAACAUUGAAGUAAUAUAUAAUAAUAGAUAUGUGUAAUAUAUUAUAAUGCAGUUUCCUAAUUAAAAGCCUUUAUUACUUAUGAUAAAUUACAUUUAUUUGAUAAAAUUUUCCUAAAUCCCUUGCAAUUAGAGUAUUUUCCAGAACAUUUUAUGCUCCGUUUAAUGAAUUAAAUGUUAUGCACGCCACAUUGGCCCAAUUCAGUCACAAUUUC